Molecule: messenger RNA, 729 nt
Organism: Emiliania huxleyi CCMP1516
Lineage: Eukaryota; Haptophyta; Isochrysidales; Noelaerhabdaceae
Exons: 2
Coding region: 1-729 (242 amino acids)
Source: RefSeq, a predicted model, not a curated record
AUGACAGAAUUGGCCUUCGCCAGACUGGGGACUAUUGUGCGCCUCGGCGAGGCGGUUCCGGACAUCCCGAUCGCGAGCGCAGUGGACUCAUCUUGCCGGUCACUGCCGGCGGUCGACAACUGCCCUUCGAGCAGCGUCGGGUACCGCCGGCAAGAUGAGGUCGAGGCGGAGAAGCGCGGCAAGGGCAAGAAGGGCAAGAAGAAGAAGAAGGGCGGCGGGAGCGGCGGCGCUGGGCCGUCGCAGGAUCCCGAGGCGCCGUCGGAGGCAGCCGCAGCCGAGGCCGCAAAGAAAGCCGAGGAGGCGAGAUUGAUCAGGCUUCUCGAGACGCUCCACGAGGAGCGGAUUCGGUACCGCAUCACGGCGGAGACGUCGGUCGAGGGGCUGGCCGAGGCGUUGGGAGAGGAGGCCGAGGCGGCAGGCGAAGCGAGCGAGGAGGAGGCGGCGGAGGCGGGUGAGGAGGCAGCCUGGGUGGCAGCGGAGGCGCGCCGGGAGGCCGAAGGCGAGGCGGACGCUCUGGCAGCGGCAGAGGAGGAGGCGGCUGCCGCGGCGGCGGCGGCGGCGGCGGCGGCUGCGGCUGCGGCGGCGGCUGCGGCGGCGGCGGCGGUGGCAGAGGCGGCGGCUGCGGCGGCGGCGGCAGAGGCGGCGGAGGUGGCGGAGGCGGCACUGGCUGCCGUCAAGGCGAGGCGCGCGUCAGCGGCCGCCGCGAGGGCCAAGGCGAAUGCCGACUAG